This is a messenger RNA of Durusdinium trenchii, 1557 nucleotides long. NCBI's taxonomy places the organism in Eukaryota, Dinophyceae, Suessiales, Symbiodiniaceae. The record is from the annotation of a GenBank genome assembly.
AUGGUUGGCAAGCUUUUGACCACCAUUUUGGUUUAUAUAGACCCAGAUCCCUUCAGAAAGUGUCUGGUGAUUCCACCUUGGCAUCGACUUCCUUCCUCUCCACCACCGGCUGAAACUGCUGGACUCGCGUCCCGCCCGGGACUCCGGGACUCGCCACGAUCACGCGAGGGGCACGCGUGUGUGGUCUCAAGGCUGGGAAGUCCCAAGCAGCGCUUCACCGCGGUCUUCGACACGGGCUCCGGGAUUACGUGGGUCCCGGGUGCAGACUGUAAGAGUGACACCUGUUCGGAGCACCAUCGCUUCGGGGUGGAUGGUUCCAAGAGUUUCCAGGAGUUCGCUCCCGGCGCGCGGGCGGAUGGCACCAUCCACUACGGCACAGGGCAGGUGGAGUACGUCGACGGCCGCGAUACGUUGACCUUCUGCGACAGCCACAGUGACCCGGGAUGUCAUGGGAUGAAGGCGAAGCAGCUCAAGGUCGAGAGCCAACCCUUCGGCAUGUCCACCAACCAGACGGACUACCCCUUCCGCAUCCUGCCCUUCGACGGCAUCCUGGGGCUCGCGCCCUCGGCCUCCAGUGGCUCCGUCAUGCACGCGCUGAAGAAAAGCAACGCCUUGGAUCGGAACCUCUUCGGCGUCUACCUUUCAGAGGACACCCACCGGAGUGGCAGCAUCUCCUUUGGCGGCAUCGAAAACGCACACAUCGCGCCGAAGAGCCCUUUGACUUGGCAUCAGAUCCAGAACGACCAGGAGUGGACCCUGGCGAUGAAGGACAUCCUGGUGGAUGGAAAGCCGCUGCACGCCCUUUGGCAGGAUCUUCUGGGGAUCUGCGACGACCGGCCGGACGGCGUGUGCCCGGCGGUGGUGGACACGGGAAGCUCCUUGAUCACGGGGCCCAGCGGCGAGGUGGAGAAGCUGUUGAGCAAAGUGCGAUUGAAGGAGGACUGCAGCAACUUAGGCAAGCUGCCCAAUGUGAGCUUGCGCAUCGCCGACCGCAAUGGCGUCCUGACCGACUACCCUUUGACACCCGAGGAGUACACCCUGAAGAGUCUGGAUGAGGUGCCACAGACCGGGAACUCGGAAUACCUCAAGGAGUUCCCAGUGCUGGGCGGUUCUGGAGACCAGGUGCCCGAAGUGAAGCCUCGCUGCGACCCCGAGAUGGGCGUCAUGGAUGUGCCCGGUCGGAAAUGGGUCAUUGGCGAUACCUUCCUCAGGCGUUACUACUCCAUCUACGACGACGACCGCGGACUGGUGGGCUUCGCGAAGAGCAUCCAUCCGGACGAGGUGCGCGAUCGGUCACGAGCGGUGCCGAUCUGGUGCGAGGCCGUCCGCUGGGUCGCUCGCCCCUGCGCGACCGUCUCUCCGAUCUCGCAGACUCCGAUCUCUCCGAUCCGGUGUGGUUUCACCGGUCACUUCGGUCCCAAAAAGUGCCUUCGUUUUGGGAGGUGGAGGUGACGGCUUUCCGAGGGGAGGAGCUGUGAAAGUGGAGGCCACCGAACCUUCAUCGCUGGGGUCAAAAAAGGAGGUCGCGGGGGACCACAGGGAGAGUAUGAGGAGGUG